AUGUUUUUCACUCGCUAUGAUACUGGCGGGCGGACAAACGUUACUUGUUUAUAUCGGAUCCUAUGCUCAUGCUUAACUUUGUAUCCCUUCAGUACCCGCACCACCGAAUUCAAUCCCUACCAUACCAGUGCAGACCUCAUACCUGGUGAUCAUCCCCACCAGCACAACACCCGUAGAUGCAACGGCCACUUUGAUUACAUCCCGGGGCCAUGCCACGAGAACGCCAAUCAUAUUACAGAUAGGGGACCCCAUGGCCAUCAUGAGAUUACUGAACCCAAUUUCAGUGCUACCCGACAAUAUACACCAGUUGAGGAUCAGCAUGGCUCUACAGAGCGGCUGGACCCUGCUCCACUGAUCACCCAAGCACCUCCAAUCGCUACCGUUUCUGCUGGCUUAGCGACUGUCUUUGUUGAGCAGGAGCUAGUUGGUUAUAACUUUGUGAUAGGAGGCUCAUAUACUGUUGCUCCCGGUAAGCCCGUUACUGUGGGUAACACGCCUGUUGAGAUCCGAAAUUCAAAUAGCCAGAUGGAAGUGGUUGUCGGCACAAUCGCAACAUACAGCGUCGCUCCUGUAACCGGCAGCAUUUAUACCGUUGUGAUACCAGCUGCCUUAACCUUCAGAGAGCAAUUGCACACAGCCAAUCGUGCAAGCCACAUCAUAAUGGGUCCAGAGACCACUCUUAUACCCGGCGGCAAUCCAGUGACUAUCGACGGGACGUCGCUUAGCCUUGAGCCCAGUAGGCCAGCAGUUACGGUACAGGGCGCGUCUAUCACUCUACAGCCUAUAACAACAAUUAUCACAUUAACGAGGGAUUUGAUUUCGUUCGAGACGCGGUUUAGCGCCUCUUCCGCUUUGCACCUAUGGAGAGAUGUACUGGAGCACAUGGCAUCGUGGGAACUCGCUUGCUGGAAAUUUACUGUGCGUCAAAUGGCGAAAAAACAAGAAACCCCUUAA
Molecule: messenger RNA, 954 nt
Organism: Bipolaris zeicola 26-R-13
Lineage: Eukaryota; Fungi; Ascomycota; Dothideomycetes; Pleosporales; Pleosporaceae
Exons: 7
Coding region: 1-954 (317 amino acids)
Source: RefSeq, a predicted model, not a curated record